This is a messenger RNA of Drosophila innubila, 1985 nucleotides long. It is a transcript of the gene fidipidine, whose product is annotated as coiled-coil domain-containing protein 93. NCBI's taxonomy places the organism in Eukaryota, Metazoa, Arthropoda, Insecta, Diptera, Drosophilidae. Gene Ontology annotation, biological process: Golgi to plasma membrane transport. Bases 50 to 1840 code for a protein of 596 amino acids. The transcript is spliced from 7 exons. The record is from RefSeq and is a predicted model, not a curated record.
AUUUGCGGCAUUAAUUUAUUUAGUAAUAAGUAUGUAAUUGUUGUUGUAAAUGGCCAAUCGCGAUGUAUUCUCGAAAAUCUUGCCAAAUGUCAAGUUGGCAACUCGCUACGAUGCAGAAGGUCGCGAAAUUCAGGUGGAAAGACGCGAAGACAGCGAUGCUGCAGCCAAGGAGUUGGACACAUUUGAUAUGCUCGUCGCAGCAGGGUACUACCGGGCUCGCAUUAAGGGACUAUCCGCCUUCGACAAAGUUGUGGGCGGCAUGACCUGGUGCAUAGAAUGCUGUGAUUAUGAUGUGGAUGUGGAUUUGCUCUUCCAUGAAAACUUGACGAUAGGACAGAAAAUUGCGCUAGUGGAGAAAAUUGUUACGGUACUGAUUGACAUGAAAUGCCCGCAUACUCUGGAACCGCAUCAGGUGCAAGGUCUAGAGUUCCUAGCCAUACAUCCUGUCAUCCAAUGGCUGGUAAAGACGUCUGUUGCCAAUCGGGAGGAGCGCGGCCAGCGGUUAAAAAGAUUUGCUAUUGGACAGUUUCACAAUGACUAUCAGUAUAAAAGUGAUAAGGAUAAUCUGACAAAAAUUCGAUUAGCUGCAGUAAACAUAAAAAACAUACAGGAGCUGUACAGUCCAAAAAGACAGUAUGAACGUAAGGAGACCAAUAGUGAAGAUGAUGCACUGCGUGUACGUCUAACAUUACUGGAAUAUGGCGAUGACGGACCUGUGGUGAAGCAAAGCGUAGAUACCAAGACAACUUCCAACAUGGAGCUAGUAGAGCCCAAUCUGGAGCAACAAUUGCGCCAACUAUCUAUGACAAUCGGAGAUGUUUCAGUGCCACUGAAACGAAUCGACCUCGAUCCCAAAGCUAAAAGUGCCCUGCAACAGCACUACGCGGAAUUCAAGCUGGAAAUGGAGACGGAUGCCCAAGAGUUGAAGUCGCAUAACCAACAGAAGCGCUUGGAGGCGGCAAAGAUAGCCCUAGAGCAUAAGAUUAAACGUUACGGCAAAGAAAAUGAGCAAUUGGAAUCGUCGGUCGAGGCGCAGAAACAACAAACCACUCAGCAAGUGCAGAAACUGCAAAAGCUUAAGACGGAACUGGAGGCAUACAAACAAACGGAGGCAGAUGCAGAUCCGGCUCUUUUAGAGAAGGUGCGUGGGUUGCUGCAGCAGCACGACGAGCUGAAGAAGAGCGAGGCAGAGUUUAAAGAAAGUUGCCGCACAGAUCUGGCCAACUUGCAACAGCAAAUCGACGAACUGGAGUCGUUUAACGCACAGGACGCCGAGGCACAGGCUGCUGCCAUAGCCAGCGAGCAGCAGCGACUGCAGGAGCUGCGCUUGCAUCUGGCCAAGCGGAAUCGCGGAAUUGUUGCCAUUGAGCGCAAACUGGACGCCAUACCUGAUCGUACUGAGCUGGCACAGUAUCAGCGACGCUUCCACGAGCUGUACAAUGAGAUGAGUGCCAAGCAUCUGGAAACUAAGCAAUAUUAUACACUCUACAACACACUUAAUGAUAAGAAACGUUACCUGGAGAAGGAGCUAUCGCUGCUCAACUCCAUUUGCGAGGCCUACAACGAGGGAAUGCUCAGUCCACAUGGCCGUGAGGACUUUAUUCGACAGUUCGAGUCUAUUGUCGAUGGCGUAAAGAGUGCACAGGACAAGGUACGACACAAAUACAACGAGGAGCGCAUGCGACGUGAUGAGCUCAACGAGGAAUUGCUGGGACUGCUCGAGUUACAGCGUCAAUAUGCAGCUGCCAUUAAGCAGCUCACCCGGGAGUGCCAACGCUGUGAACAGCUCCAACAACAUCUCAAGUCAAUUCAAGAGCAAACCCAACAAAUCAAUCCAUAGCUUUAGUUCCAAUAACUAUCACAUAUUUUAAUAUUCCUUGUUUAGUGUCGGCAAUCUGUAAUUAUCUAUAUCAAUCAAUAUUAUUUAAAUUAAUUCUAACCUAACUGUUGUCACUAUAUUAAAAGAGAGAUCUUCCCAUUUUAAA